CCUAAUUCCACAGAAAGAGUUUAGUAGUGCCUUCCCUGCUAUCCUCAGAGUUCGAAAGCUUAUACGCCGUCGUUCGUCCCCUCCACUCUCAGUAUCAGUGACUCAAAAUUAGAAAAAGAAAUCAUGGCUUAUGCGGCAGUGAAGCCCGGUAAGGCUGGUUUGGAGGAAUCUCAGGAUCAGAUUAACCGCAUUAGGAUCACCCUCACCUCAAAGAAUGUCAAGAAUCUAGAGAAAGUGUGUGGUGAUCUUGUUCGUGGUGCCAAGGACAAGAGUUUGAGAGUGAAGGGACCAGUGAGGAUACCCACUAAAGUUCUUAAAAUCACUACUAGAAAGUCUCCCUGUGGCGAAGGAACCAACACAUGGGACAGGUUUGAACUCCGAGUGCAUAAGCGAGUGAUUGACCUUCACAGCUCCCCCGAAGUGGUUAAGCAGAUUACUUCCAUCACCAUUGAACCCGGUGUUGAGGUUGAGGUUACAAUAGCAGAUUGAGGCUUAAUACUGCGGAUAAUAAUUAUUCCUUUCCAUCAUUUUUGCAGUUAGCCAUGUUAAAAAUGAUACGCUUAUCUUUUCCUAGAGGUGUUCCUACUGAAAACAUUGUUGCAUAAUAGACUUGAGAAAGAUUUGUCUUUUAAUCAAUUUUCCUAUUGAAGGCUA
Molecule: messenger RNA, 654 nt
Organism: Corylus avellana
Lineage: Eukaryota; Viridiplantae; Streptophyta; Magnoliopsida; Fagales; Betulaceae
Product: small ribosomal subunit protein uS10z/uS10x
Biological process (GO): translation
Cellular component (GO): small ribosomal subunit; ribosome
Molecular function (GO): RNA binding; structural constituent of ribosome
Source: RefSeq, a predicted model, not a curated record